Manduca sexta (tobacco hornworm) is the source of this 4147-nucleotide messenger RNA. It is a transcript of the gene betaggt-I, whose product is annotated as geranylgeranyl transferase type-1 subunit beta. The transcript has 5 exons. Lineage: Eukaryota; Metazoa; Arthropoda; Insecta; Lepidoptera; Sphingidae. Gene Ontology annotation, biological process: protein geranylgeranylation. The record is from RefSeq and is a predicted model, not a curated record. Gene Ontology annotation, cellular component: CAAX-protein geranylgeranyltransferase complex. Bases 260 to 1327 code for a protein of 355 amino acids. Gene Ontology annotation, molecular function: CAAX-protein geranylgeranyltransferase activity.
AAUCUUUGCAUUUUUAGCUUGACAUGACGGAAAGACAGUCGUGUCUUUAGUUAAAGAAAAUCAAGUUUCAAAUUUAUAGUGUAAUCUAAAAUAAUUAAAUGUUUUUGAAUAAAAUUGGUCAAUUUACAACACGGCAUUGCAAAAAUAAUAACAUAAUAUAACACAGCUGUUUUCCAUUAUAGUGAUAGAAAUCAUCUUCAAAUAUCUGGUGUACAAAGUAUUGGUGAAAUUGCGGUAAAAGUGUUAUUUGUUAAUAAAAAUGAAUAACGAAGAAAACAAAGAUAUGGCACACCGACAGCAUGUUAAAUAUUUUAUGAGAUUUUUGAAUAUUUUGCCUCCAUCCUUGUCUUCGCAUGAUACUACCAGGGUAACCAUAGCAUAUUUCUCUGUGGCUGGGCUGGAUGUGCUUGGAUCUAUAUCUUCCAUGUCAUUAGAACUCCGUUCAAGAAUCAUUGAUUGGCUGUACAGGUUACAAGUACAUCCCUAUAAGGAAACGGGAAACAUGUCGAUAUGCGGAUUCCAGGGAUCAUCGACGAUAAACAUGGAUUUAGAAGUGACUGACUCAAUGUGCCACUAUCGUUGUGGUCAUUUGGCGAUGACUUACACUGGACUCUGUAUAUUGCUGGCCCUGGGCGACGACCUGUCCAGGCUAAACAGGAAAGCUAUCGUCGAAGGAGUAAAGGCGUUACAGACAGUUGAAGGCAACUUCGCAGCGACGCUGUCGGGCUGCGAGUCGGACAUGCGCUUCGUGUACUGCGCCGCGUGCAUCAGCUACAUACUCAACGACUGGUCCGGCUUCGACAUAGAGAAAGCCACAGAUUAUAUAUUGAGGUCAAUUAAUUACGACUACGGCAUCGCACAAUGUCCCGAAUUAGAGUCCCACGGCGGCACAACAUUCUGUGCACUGGCAACACUCGCGCUCACCGACCAAAUGCACAGACUAUCCGAACAACAAGUGGAAGGUCUGAAACGCUGGCUCUUGUUCCGACAAAUCGACGGGUUUCAGGGUAGACCGAACAAACCAGUCGACACGUGUUACAGUUUCUGGGUAGGUGCUUCGUUGAAAAUAUUAGACGCGUUACAAUAUUCGAACUAUGGUAGCAACAGACGGUACGUAUACGAAACUCAGGAUACCGUUGUGGGCGGCUUUUCAAAAUGGCCCGACACCUGCACGGAUCCAAUGCACACAUAUUUAGGUUUAGCCGGCUUAAGUCUUAUCGGUGAGAAUGGUCUGCUAGAAAUUGAGCCCACAUUGAAUAUUACCAAGCGGGCUCAUACGCAUCUGAAAAAGCCUCCACCAGCAAUGGGCCGAGUCAUAGCUCAGUAAGGCUUUUAUGAUUUACCUCGUUUCACAAAGAUUAACGUUUAGUUUACAUAUUUAUUAACGGGUACGAGUUGGUGCUUUGAGUGUGUUAGUCGAAAUUGUUCCAGUGUCGGUGACCGUUUUACCAUCUCGAUAAUGAAUAUUGUUUUUGUGUACAACGCGUUUUAUCCCCUCUCAGGUAGGCGGAGGCGCAACCACUGCACUAAAUUUUCGCCGCGUGUACUUCCAUUUUAUGUUGUGAUAGUGGCGAGCCUAUCGCCAUAUUCUGCACAAAUUCCUGACUCCAGUCUUAUACUGGGCAGAAAAUCUAAUAUCACUUUUCCCGGCCCAGGAUUCGAAUCCAAGACCUCAUAUCGGUAGUGGUAUCGAGUACGCGAUACAACUACGCCACUGAGGCAGUCAGGCAUUAUUAUUGUAGACUUCGAUCGGUCGUAAAACUAUGCCAAAUAUUUUUACAAUGUACGUAUAGGUCGGAUUUCAUAUACCGUCGACUUUAUAUUGGGCCGGGUUAAACUGUUUUGUUAUUAUUGUAUCGAAUGGAACUGCUAUACAAUUAAAUGCCACAAAAUACGGUCAUCGAACAGUGCUGUGCGCGUACCAAAGUGUGUAUCCUAAGUUAAUAGUUACCCACUGUAAACUAUUUUAGUUUCGAAAUGUUUAUACAAAAAUAAAUUAUAUGGCAUAAUUUUGAAUUGAACUUUUUAGUACUUAGCAUAUUUUCUAUGAAUAAAUAGGUGCUAGCUAGGUAAUUUGUACCUAACCGUAUGAAAUAAGCAACAACGAUUUAUAUAUUUUUCUUCUAUCGUGUAGUACAAUAAUGAAGUGUCGUGCCAUGUGGGUAGCCCUAAAUGUACUGUGUUGCUAGUUGAAAAAUAUAAUUUAUAUCCACCAGUGGCGAAGGGAGAAAUUUUACAAAGGGAACCUGACAAUACUAUAAAGGCACUAAUAUGUAUAAAAGCGGUCUGCAAAUCGUUCUAAUGAUAAUUAGAUUUCAUGCUAGUUACGAAAGGCAAGUCGGUAGGAUUCGGGUUAUUUGGACGCUUCGGCACUGUUUUAAAAUAGUUUUUUCCAUUAACAAAUCUUGAGUAUAAAUGAUCACAUUUGACAAAGAGGCUCAUGUCCUAUGUUAGGAGGCAUCCUAUCGUAUGGAUAGAUAGAAAAUCCUAUCUUUAAUCCUAUGGCCAGAUACUUUAACCCGUCGUCAAAAAAAAAUCAUAUUCCCUAUUUAUCCCCACCGAUAACGAUAAUUAAGUUAUUUUUAUUUUAUUUGUAACAGUUAUGUAUGUUCAAGUACUCCCCUUCAAGCUUGCCAUGGAUCAUAUUAGGAAAUUUAUGUAUUUAAAAAUCAAGUCUUCCUUUUUAAUUAUGCCGAAUUUGACCAAAAGGUGAAGGUUAUUUUCGAUUGUAUUUUACUACUAGCAACACUCGGCAGUGAGUCUGGGUCAGUAGUUAGACGUGUAUCAAAUUAUUGCACAAAUUAUAAAUAUAAUCAUAAGGCAUUUUUUAAGAAAAAUAGAAACAGGUUUUGAUUACGCCUUUUUAUAUUUUUUUUGUAUUGAAUUGUGUAUUUUUAUUAUAUUGUAGCUGCGCCAAACUUGACUUAAUUGGGGUAUGAAUGAAAUUCUCACUCAGUAGAAAAAAACAUAACAUAUUAUUAAGCUCCAUAAGUCGAAGUUGAUUGAUUAAAAUGCUUUUGUUUAGUACUCAGGCGAAUAAUGUAACACCUCAUAAUAGAACAACAUAUUUUUAUUUUACUGAAAAUCUAUGGAGGGUGUAGGAAAGGAGCAUCAUCUUGUAUGGAGGACAAGUUGAAAAAGUGUUUAGCGCCAAGCUGCUAAUUAUAACUCAAAAAUCCACCACAACAGCGCUAGCGUAGCAAGCGGGUAUGAUUUUGGCGUCACCUUAAUUUGGUGCUAUUCGACGGAUACUCUUUCAUACACAAGAAGGUUGGUUCUCUUUGUUUCUACCCUUCAUAUGUAAAACUCAGAGUACAGUGCCUUUGCUUCUGCAUUUAUUGGGCCAGAACAUGUCGCUACAAAUCUAACUGUCAGCGCCAUCUAUUAUUUGUGCCCUUUUUACAAGUUUAACUACGUGUCUAAAUAAAACCGCGGGAACCAGAAUGGUUAAUGCCUGUUUUUACUAACCAUUGCCAUAUUCGUUGAUCACUAUCAGAAAUGAUCAUGAUAGCUCAGUGUAACUGUUUUAUUGCACAAAAUGACUAUAAACCUUAUUUUGGUUACGCAAGUAUAUCUAUUUUGAUAAGUUCAAUGGUAGAAUCAUUCAGAAUUUGCACGGUUUAAUGUUUUACAUUUAUUUAAGCAUAAUUUGUUUAGUAAUGGUGAUGAAACCAAUCUGGUUCUCGCAUUACGAAUUAUACACAGACUGCCUAUCAGUGACGCUCAACAUUUUAUGAUAAUCUGACAUGAAAGCAAUAAUUAUCAAUGGAUGUAAUAAUAUUCUACGCAUCGAUGCGUAUAGCUAUUCAAAAUACUUGUUUCCAAAAGGGUUUAAUUUCAGUUUAUUAACAAGUAAUUUUUAUUGGCUUAAAAUAAAACUAUUUUACGGAUUUUAUUCGAUUCGAAAAAAAAACAUAAAAUCCGUAAAAUAGUUUUAUUUUAAUGUCUAACAUUCGCGUAAACAUAAGAAAUCAUUCAUUAGUCUUUUCAAUCUAGUUGGGACCUGUGCAUUGAAUGAUGAAGUUUUUCGAUAAAAUUUAAAUGUGUUGAUUUAAAUAAAACCUGCGAAAAAAGUCGGAAACUAUUUGGACUGAUAUUAAUUAUAAUUGGUAGGAAUGUGUAACUAUUAAUUAUAUGUAAUUUGAAU